AUGGCAGAAGUAGUAGGCCUUGUCGCCAGUGUCGUAACACUUGGCGAGGUAGCAGCCAAACUAUCCAAACUCAAGACGUUUUGGAAAAGCAUCCAAAAUGUUCCCCAAAGCAUCCAAAACCAACUGGAGGAACUCGAAGCUUUGAAUGCUACUAUUACCGAGCUUGAAGCUGAGCAAGAUGUUGUGCAAAACACGCCAAGCGGAGCCUUGAGCCUGCGCUACUGCAAGAAUGCUGCGAAAGAGCUAGAGGAUCUGAUGCAAAAGCUCGAGAGAAAUGUCAAGUCGAACAGAAGGCUGCGGAGGUCAGUUACGAAGGUCAAGUUUGUUUUAGACCAGGACUCGGUCUCGAAUGCUCAGAAACAGCUGUACCAUGCGUUUCAGCUGCUUCAGUUUGCUUUGACUCUACAUACGCGAUCUAUGACGGCACGGAUACCCGAGCGCACAGCUUCAAUCUUCUUUGACCGAUGGAACGAAACGACACGUAACACAGCCUCAAACACAAAAGACCGUCCCUUAAGAGCCCGAGAAAAUGUUGAACAGGACAGCUCUAGUUCUCUACUAGAGAGGCAGACGUUGGAGUGGGUGCCGAGCUCUUUGUUUGGCGGUGUUAGAACUAGCAGAUCAUCACAUUCUAUCCAAAACCAGGAUGGUCUUGGUGAAAAAGUACAGAUUACGAAAGUUCGAUUUCGAUUCCCCUGGUGGCUCUCGCAGACUGUCUGGGACAUGCUAGCUUGUCGAUCAACGCAUGGUAUGACAUGGAAAAUUUCAAGCUGGAACAUUCGCCCACGGGACAGCCCAAUCUUUGAGGCUGCUUUCUACGGCGACUUUGAGAAAAUUGUAAAGCUAAUAUCUGAUGGCGAGGCAUCCUUGUAUGAUCGCGAUGAAGAAGAACGGACCUUGCUUCAUUACGCAGUUGAAGCUUCCAACUUUGAACUAGGUGUCAAGUUGUUGUUGUUGAACCGUUCUAUCCUAACUAGAGCCUCGAAUGAUGGCUGGCCCACCCCCUGUCUGAGUAUUGAGUCGGAGUUCCCGGUAGAAGCCCUGAGUCUUGAAUACUUCAAAACUAUACUCGGAUGGGAAGACUUUACUGAUUACUGCACCCAGCUCAACACUACGGAGGAGUCGUUCGAACUCGGAUACUGGAUUUGGAUUGUCCCUGGCUUCUUGGCGCUCAUUGAGAACGAGACGCCCCAAAGUUUCAUCGAUUUGCCUCUGGAUAUUCAGUUUUACUCUUUCGGGUGGAUGUAUAUUAAUACAGACGUCUUGAACUAUGUUGUUUCUAAAAAUCGGACCACAAUACAGCGUCUGAAAGCGACGUUGGACAAUCCAAUGUUGCAAUGCUUGUGCGACUUCAUUUCCGCCUUUAUAUGCCGACAAAUUGAAUGGGGUGGGACUUUUCCCGGUCUGAAGAAGUCGUCAACUUGGCAAGAGCUUGCUAAAGAUAUGCUAUCGGACACGUCAAUUAACAGCCUUACCAAGCUGUGCGAAGAACUGAUUAUGCCAGGUGUACCGCCUUAUUCUGAUGUAAUGACUUGGCGUGUUAUGACUCCGUUAACAAACAGCGCCAGGAGCGUCAUGGCCCGGCUGAUACGGAGCCGUUGGGGAGCCCUGGGUCCAAGGUGCACGAAGCAAUAUGAGAAGAUUCUUAUUAGAGUCGUAAGACUCUUCCUAGAAUCUGCUUCAGAAGCCGGAAUCGAUCUCGAGGAAUAUGGGCGGAGGGAAUCUGAACUUUUGGUGCCCUACGUUUCUUAUUAUCGUGGUUGGAAAGAUUUCACCACAACCCCAAGUAACCCAUACCUGGUUUCGAUCAAGUAUGGACCGAGACCCGAAGACUGGGAUUUUACAUGGGAUCUCCUAGUUGAAGAAUUUGCUGGUGAAUUCUGGGAAAUGUUGGAGAACCAACCAUUAUACAUUCCGGGUGCGUGGGUAGACGACGGAUAA
Metarhizium brunneum ARSEF 3297 is the source of this 1941-nucleotide messenger RNA. RefSeq lists its product as uncharacterized. NCBI's taxonomy places the organism in Eukaryota, Fungi, Ascomycota, Sordariomycetes, Hypocreales, Clavicipitaceae. The record is from RefSeq and is a predicted model, not a curated record.